CCCCCCCCCCGCCUUUGCUGGAAUGCCGUCCCGGCCCGUUUGAUUGGCUGAGGAGCGCCGGAGUCAGCUUUCACUGGCGUUUGCAACGAUGCAAACUUUCGCCUGCUCGCCGGAGCGGAGCCUUUGGGGAAGGGGCUGCCCGGCCGGGUUCCUUCCUCUAGCGAUGCCGCUUGCCUGACCAUGCCGGGCAGGGCAGCAGGGAAGGCCGAAGCCCCCACCUCUCCCCUGGAGGCUGCCCCCCUUUCCAAGACUCCUCCAAGCGCCUCUGGGGCUUUCCUCGCCUCUCUUCCCCUGGCAUGCCCGGUUGGAUUACUAUGUCCCAGUACUCCAUGAAUUUCCUCCUGCUUCCCAUCCCGGAAUACCCGCUCCUGGAGUGCGCGCCCAACAAAAUCAUCAAGCUGGUGGUCCUGGGGGGAAGCGGCGUGGGAAAGACCGCCCUUGUUGUGCGGUUUCUCACCAAGAGGUUCAUCGGAGACUACGAAGCCAACACGGGUGCUUUAUACUCCAGAAAAUUCACCAUUGAUGGAGAACAGAUUUCCUUGCAAGUCCAGGACACCCCAUUUGUUUCUCUGGAGGAUGAGAACGACACCAUCUGUUGCCAGGAGCAGAUAAACCGGUCCAUUUAUUGGGCUGACGGCUUCGUCUUCGUCUACUCCAUCACGGACUAUGAAAGCUACCGCGUCAUCCGCCCGUUGCACCAGCACAUCCGGAAGAUUCACCCCAACGCCAACAUCCCUUUGCUGCUGAUGGCCAACAAAGGCGACCUGCUCCGAGCCAGGCAGGUGUCCACAAAGGAAGGCCACCAACUGGCCAACGAGCUGGGCUGCCCAUACUCGGAGGUCUCCGCGCGGGAGAACUGCGAAGGGGUCCACGAGGCCUUUCAGCAGCUGUGCCAGGAGCUGAGUCGGAUCAUUGGGAAUUGCAACGGGGAGAAACGGAGGGGCCUCCAUCUCGUCCGGCCCAAAUCCCCCAACAUGCAAGAACUGAAAAGGAGGCUGAAGCAAGCCUUAUCUUCGAAAGGCAAAACUGCCACCAUGCUCUGAGGGAUUUCGGAGUGACCGUUUGGGCUGGGCCACAGCAGGCCGAGAAAAGCGAUGUGGGCCGGUUGACGGUCAGCUUGCCAGCUGUUUUGGGGUGGUGGUGAAAGAAUCCCUUUCCAGAAAUGAGACUGGGAUGGCUGGGGAUUUGGGGAUUUAAGCCCUUUCACUAGACCAGGGGUCUCCAAACUUGGCAACUUUGAGACUUGUGGACGUCAACUCUCAGAAUUCCCCAGCCAGCAUGGAAUUCUGGGAGUUGAAGUCCACAAAUCUUAAAGUUGCCAGGUUUGGAGACUCCUGCACUAGAUGAUGACCGAGAGGGCCAAAAGAAACGGGGUGCCUUCAUUCUCAGGAUUAAUUUCAGCUUCUUCACCUGUACCGGACAAACAGGUGAAUGAAUACCUGUAUCUGUCCCCUCCAAUUUGGCUUCAGUCAUCAUCUUGGUUCUUUCCCCAUAUGUCAGACAACUGUCUUCUCUAAUGUUCAGGUGCCAAAUGUAUGUUCAUGUAUGGCCCUUAAAGGAAAAAAAUAACCACCCAUGUAAAUGUCUAAUCAUGGUUAUGGAACUGGCCAGAUAAGAGGAGAGAUGGUUGGUGGUCUCUCCAUUGGACAAUCAGCUCCUGCUGCAGAAGAAACUUCUGACUUCCUCUUUCACCAUAUCAACAACCAGCACAACUUUUUAAGAGUAGAAGAGAAAAACGUCCGUCCUUCCUUCUCCUUCCUUCCUUCCUUCCCUCCCUCCCUCUCCUUCCUUCCUUCCCUAUUCUCCCUCCCUCCUU
Crotalus tigris (Tiger rattlesnake) is the source of this 1816-nucleotide messenger RNA. Its product is annotated as ras-like protein family member 11A-like. NCBI's taxonomy places the organism in Eukaryota, Metazoa, Chordata, Lepidosauria, Squamata, Viperidae. Gene Ontology annotation, molecular function: GTP binding; GTPase activity. Bases 297 to 1043 code for a protein of 248 amino acids. The record is from RefSeq and is a predicted model, not a curated record. The transcript has 4 exons.